AUGAGCGACGCCGAAUCCGAAGUUGAAUAUUUGCCCAAUUUAUCUCAAACUCUCAUAAAUGAUAUCAGUGAACUAUACCUUGAAGCUGAUGACUAUAACGUCAAUCUUCAUAUCGGUUAUGAACCUAACGUAGAGGUUUUUAAAGCUCAUUCUGUAAUUUUGAGAGCUAGAUCUUCGUACUUUCGAGCUGCCUUAAGCGCGAACUGGAGUUGGACUGUUGACUUCGAUGCCAGUAUUGUAGAGGAAAACCUGGUAGAGUUACUUCAUGCUGCAGAUGAAUUAACUUUAUUAGAACUUGUUGAAACCAUUCAAGAUCACAUAAUUUUCAUGGAUAGCGAAUGGUUAGAAAAAAAUUGUGAUAAACUUCUCAAAUCAAUUAUGCAUAAUCAAAUGCUUAAAAAACUUCGAAAAUUUUGUGAAGACUUUAUGUCUUCGGUACCUGAAAAAUUCUUCAAAUUAUAUGAUUUUAGUGGUUUAGAAGAAGAAAUACCUUUAAAUCAAAUAUUACCUAAAGAAUUAAAGGAUGAUCUUGAGAUGUAUUUCAUUAUACCAGAUUGUAAACCAACUAGUCAAGUUUUACCACCACGAAAUAAUGAUCAAAAUUCUGUAAUUAUUUCAAUAAAACAUAAAGCAUUUCUGGCCAGUUGGAUAAAUGGAAAUAAUGAAACUAUUAAUUUACAAUAUCCUAUAAAUUUAUUAAGUCGUAUUAGAGAAGAUUCAUUUGCCAUCUUAGAUAAUGCUGAUGAAAAUAUUGGAUUUGGACGUGGUGAUCUUCAAGUUUUCAAAAGAAUUACUACUAAACGUUAUUAUUCUAAAGAACUUUUAGAUCAUAAAACGUUCGAGAUUGAAGAAUUUGAGGUUUUUCAAGUAAUUAAAUGA
Diversispora eburnea is the source of this 879-nucleotide messenger RNA. NCBI's taxonomy places the organism in Eukaryota, Fungi, Glomeromycota, Glomeromycetes, Diversisporales, Diversisporaceae. The record is from the annotation of a GenBank genome assembly.